Molecule: messenger RNA, 2910 nt
Organism: Procambarus clarkii (red swamp crayfish)
Lineage: Eukaryota; Metazoa; Arthropoda; Malacostraca; Decapoda; Cambaridae
Product: proton myo-inositol cotransporter
Biological process (GO): transmembrane transport; myo-inositol transport
Cellular component (GO): apical plasma membrane
Molecular function (GO): myo-inositol:proton symporter activity
Source: RefSeq, a predicted model, not a curated record
AUGCGACAGCAAGCAUCAUUAAACGUCAACACGACCAAGCUAUAGUGUGGAGGGGAGGGACAUGUUUAUGGUGUAAAGAACCCGUCUGUACACAUCACAGUACUAAAGUAUGGAGGAGUACGAACCUCUUCUCGACUCUGGAAUAGAGAGUGCCAUGGGUGAAGACUCGGGCAAAGAUGCAAGUACGAAUCUCCCAUUGGCGAUUUAUCUGUUGGCAGCUUUCAGUGCCCUAGGUGGUUUCCUCUUUGGCUAUGACACUGGUGUUGUGUCAGGUGCUAUGAUCCUCAUUAGGGAGGAGUUUGAGUUAAACACAAUAUGGCAUGAAGUUAUUGUUUCUGCAACUAUUGCAGCAGCCUGGCUCUCAGCACUGAUUGCUGGGCCUGCUACAGAUUACUUUGGUCGCCGUCCUGUGAUUCUGAGUGCCAGUCUGGUGUUUGCGGUAGGUGCAGUGGUCAUGGGUGCUGCGCAAGAAAAGAUUAUGCUUCUGAUUGGUCGAAUUAUUGUUGGCAUUGGCAUUGGUUUUGCUUCAAUGUCUGUACCGGUGUACUUGAGUGAAUCAUCACCAGUAGAGCUGCGUGGACGUAUGACCGUCACUAACACUCUUUUCAUCACCGGUGGCCAGACUGUUGCAAGCAUAAUUUGUGGUGCAUUCUCAACUGUUACUGAAGGAUGGAGGUACAUGCUUGGGCUCGCAGGGCUGCCAGCUGUGAUGCAGCUUGUGGGUUUUUCUUUCUUACCUGAAAGUCCACGUUGGCUGGUUGCUCAGGGCAGGAUAAGGGAGGCUCGUGAUGUGCUGCGGAAGAUAAGAUGUGAAAGUGCAGACCUUGAUACAGAGUUAGAUGCAAUCAAAGAGGCUGUAUCUGGCAGCUCUCAUGAGGGAGGAAUAAAACAGAUACUGAAGUCACGUCCUGUACGUCGCGCAUUAUUGCUUGGUUGUCUUCUUCAGCUCUUCCAGCAGAUCUCUGGUAUCAACACUGUCAUGUACUACAGUGCUUCCAUCAUCACAAUGGCAGGUGUGUCAGAUAAAUCUCUUGCAAUUUGGUUAGCUGCAGCCACAUCAUCAAUGAAUUUUUUGGGUACAUUCAUUGGGCUGUGGCUUGUUGAACGACUGGGUCGCCGGCCUCUCACCUUGGGAUCGCUUUUUGGGACAAUGGUAUCUUUGCUCUUGCUGGCUUUAAGUUUUCAGAUGGCUUACAAUGACAGCCCAAAUGUUUCAGUGCCAAGCACCGUUCCAGACUGCCAAGCUGAUACUUGUGGAGUGUGCACUAGCCAGUCUGCCUGUGGGUUCUGCUAUGUUGGUGAUAACUCCAACAUUACCAGCUCAUUCUGUGUUGCUGCUGAUCAUGCAUCCUACAAUGAGAUGAGUACAUCAGGAUUAUGUGCAAAUUCCUCUUUACUAGACUCAGGAACAGUGACCUUCGCCUAUGACUGGUGCCCCUUCCAGUAUGCUUGGCUUUCCCUAAUGGGACUUGCACUCUACCUCCUGUGCUUCUCUCCGGGUAUGGGACCGAUGCCAUGGACCAUCAAUAGUGAGAUUUACCCAGGAUGGGCUCGAUCAUCGUGUACCAGCAUCACCACUGCUGUCAACUGGGCCUCCAAUCUACUUGUGUCGCUCACAUUCCUCACCCUCACAGAAGUAUUGCUUAAACAAGGUGCAUUCUACCUAUACAUGGGCUUGGCCGGACUUGGUUUUGUAAUUUUGUUCCUCCUGUUGCCCGAGACUCGUGGUAUUCCAUUGGAAAAUAUGGAGAAACUGUUUUCUGGCUCAGUAUUUCAUAUAUCAAGGUGGUGACAUUUAGAGACAACAGGUAAUCUGAGGCACAUUUCUUCAUUUUAGAUGUUGUAAGUUACAAUGCUCAGACUUUUCUAUUAAUGCAGAGAUGAGUCAAGAUCUCAAAAUAUAUUGUGAUAUUUUACCAUUCCAGUUCUUAAUAGUUCAUAUAGUUCAUUGAAUAUGAUAAUAUUCAAAAUGUAAUCCUGGGUACAUUCAGCUUUCAGGAAAAGCAGAUACAAAAGUUUUUAAUUAAGACCUCAUAACUUAGAUUUCAUCCUCACUGAUACUGAUAUAAAACAACAAAUAUAUGAUAUAGGUAUUAGAUAUAUCUCAAAACUAACUUUUCUGAGCAUUGCCUACUCAGUUGCUCUUCUCACUGCUUUGGGUUAUCCAGGUUAAUCAGCUAUACAACACUCCCAGGUUAAAGGUAGCACACCAGGCUCUGGUUGACUUUGUGCCCCAUCUUAAACUAACUUUUUAAGAUUGUCUUGUCUCAGUCCAGGGGCAGGAAGACAAUGGUGAGGAUAGGGAGAUAAUUAUCAGGGGAAAGCACAGAGCCAUUACGACUACUGUAUAUAACACUUGGAACGGGUCAGGAAAAGAUUUUGGGAUUGGUUGUUCUAAUUGUCCAAAGCUACCCAAAGCUUCCUAGCAUUACAUAAGUAAUGAAGAAAUAUGAUAUAUUUACUCAUUACAUUGUUGGUGUUGAAUGUAGAACAUGAAAAAACAUUUUUACUCUGAAAUAAUAUAAAUUUAUAUUAACGAAAUUAGACGAAACUAAGUGGCAUGAGAGGCCAUAGGAAGUCGAUGAUCGAAGCGACAAUGUUGUGGAGUGACUUAUCCAAGAUGAACAAAUUAUUCAAGAUGCUGUAUAUUGUUGCCUAGAGGUUGUAUUAAGUUAUGUUUGGAUAGGUUAGGUUGGUACAGGAGGCUCACAUGCCAGCAAACAUUGUCGCUUGGACCGUCCACUUGCUUUGGCGUCGCCAGCUUCAUAUUUUCGUCAUAAAGUGAUACUUUUUCAGAGUAAAAAUAUGUUUUUCAUUCAGCACAAACAUUAUAAUGAAUAAAUAUAUCAUUUAUUCAUUACUAAUGUAAUGCUAGGAAGCUUUGUAUAGCAUUGAGUAAGUUUGGGUAGC